AUGCGUUCUGGAAGGGGAGAAUCAGAUCCCAUGCUCUCCAUUAUUGUACACAAGAAACAGAGCAUUGAUGGCGCUGAUCAGAUUAGGUACAAUGUUUGGGGGAAGAUGGAUCAGUUUCUAAUAAUUGUGUCCUGCUCCCAUCUUUUGUUCAAAAAGCCAAGGUUCCACUUUGCUAAUAAUGCUAGCUACAGCAUCGGUGGUGCUGUCGCAUACUCGCAUGAUCCCACAAAGGAAGUUAAGAACAAGCAAAGGACUAACCUUGUGAAGCGACUGGAGCCUACAGAGGCGAGGUCCCCAGAAACAUCAGUGUGGGUGCCACACCCAAGGACAGGGAUCUACUACCCCAAGGGCUUUGAAUGGGUCAUGGAGGACGUCCCCAGCAGUGCAGCUUCAUUCCAGCAGUCAUACUGGCCUACUAGCCAUAAGGACGAGACUUUUCAGCAAGCUCCUGUGAAACAACUUUUGGUGCUUCAUCUCCUUCAACCUUCUUCUGAAAUUCAAUGCCCUGGAACUGGACUCUUGAAGAUCGAUACUGACAACCAAAAGCAUUUCCAAAGCCCCAUCCUAGUCCAAGACCAACUCCGCAGCCCCCACCUAUUUUGUAACAAGAUGAAUAUUAAUAAUCCACUAACAAGGAAAUCUGCGCUGAGCCCCCCCGGCGAUGUCGGCGACGGCGGCGGCGAUCCGUUCCGGGAGCUCCUCGCGUGCCCCGUCGCGCUGCGGCGGGCGCCCGUUGUGGUGUCGGUGCGGACGAGGGCGAGGGCGAGGGGCGCCGCCGUGGCGGUGCGGGCGGAGGCGACGGCCGAGGGGGUAGGGAAAGGGGGGAAGAAGGCGGCGGCGGGGAAGAAGAGGCCGGCGAGCGGGAUCACCAAGCCGAAGCCCAUCUCUCCGGAGCUGCGUGAGUUCGUCGGCGGCGCGCCGGAGCUGCCCCGGACCGAGGCCAUCAAGCUGGUCUGGGCGCACAUCAAGGGCAACAACCUCCAGGAUCCAAAUGACAAGAAGAUAAUAAUCUGUGAUGACAAACUGAAGAAGAUAUUUGGAGGGCGUGACCGUGUUGGGUUUCUUGAAAUCUCUGGGCUGCUCAACCCCCACUUCCAGAAAUGA
Miscanthus lutarioriparius is the source of this 1104-nucleotide messenger RNA. The record is from the annotation of a GenBank genome assembly. Lineage: Eukaryota; Viridiplantae; Streptophyta; Magnoliopsida; Poales; Poaceae.